UUUUGCCUUCCCGCUUGGGUAAUAUUCCUCCUGCGCGUCUGUUUGCGCCGCGUCCCUCUCUCUCUCUCUCUCGGUUCUGUAUGAGUGUGUGCGCGCGCGCGUGUCUCUAUGUGUGUGUGUGUGUGUGUGUGUGUGUGUGUGUGUGAGUGAGUGAGAGAGUGUGUGAGUGAGUGAGAGAGAGUGUGUGUGUCUGGUAGUUUUACUGCCCUGUAGUUUUUUGGUGAGACAGCGCGCUAUGGAUGGAGACGGGAGCCAAGCCACGUCCGGAAGCCCGAGCGACACACAGCAUGACCCGGGCAAAAUGUUUAUCGGUGGCCUGAGCUGGCAGACCUCACCAGACAGCCUUAGAGACUAUUUCAGCAAAUUUGGCGAGAUCAGAGAAUGCAUGGUGAUGCGAGACCCCACAACUAAACGCUCAAGAGGCUUCGGAUUCGUCACGUUCGCCGACGCCGCCAGUGUAGAUAAAGUCCUAGCUCAGCCGCAUCACGAAUUAGACUCAAAGACGAUUGAUCCUAAAGUGGCCUUCCCUCGCCGCGCUCAGCCUAAGAUGGUCACAAGAACGAAGAAAAUAUUUGUGGGUGGUCUGUCAGCGAACACAGUGGUGGAUGACGUGAAGCAGUAUUUCGAGCAGUUCGGGAAGGUAGAAGACGCUAUGCUAAUGUUCGACAAGACCACUAACAGACACAGAGGCUUCGGCUUCGUAACUUUCGAGAAUGAAGACGUCGUAGAGAAAGUCUGUGAAAUUCAUUUCCAUGAAAUCAAUAACAAAAUGGUAGAAUGUAAGAAGGCCCAGCCCAAAGAGGUGAUGUUCCCGCCGGGCACGCGGGGCCGGGCCAGGGGUCUGCCCUACACCAUGGACGCCUUCAUGUUGGGAAUGGGCAUGCUGAGUUACCCAAACAUCGUGGCGACGUAUGGGCGUGGAUACACUGGAUUUGCUCCGAGUUAUAGCUACCAGUUUCCCGGUUUCCCGGCAGCGGUGUAUGGUCCGGUGGCGGCGGCGGCGGCAGUGGCGGCAGCACGAGGCUCAGGUAGGGGCGCCCGAGGAAGAGGCGGCUACGUGGCGUACCCACAGAACCCGGGGCCAGGCUUUCCCGAUUAUGGGUUUUAUUCCGCGCCCAGUGACCAGCGGGGGGCGCCCUGCUCCUUUGCCGACUAUGGCUCCCUGGGGCCUCAGGCAGCUCAGAUGCUGCAAAGCGAGCACGCCACGUCCGCCUGCAACUCUCCCCUGCAGCACCUUCACAGCCCGGAUCAGUUUAAGAGCCCAGGUGCUAAUCCAGCUCGGCCUGGAGCCUUCCCGGGGGCCAACAGUCCAGGACCUGUAGCUGAUCUGUAUGGCCCGACUAGUCAGGAAUCGGCCGUGGGGAACUACAUCAGUGCUGCUAGUCCUCAGCCUGGCUCUGGCUUCAGCCAUGGGAUUGCUGGCCCCUUGAUUGCGACGGCUUUUACAAACGGAUACCAUUGAAACCUAACAGGUGGUCGGUCGCCAUCUCAGUGGAGUGUAAACCUGGAGGUCCUGGGAAGACGGGCCGAAGUUUCUAACUGGUCGUGUACAGUUGAUGACGUGAGACUUCAAGCACUGCAGCAUCCCAUUGAUAAAGGGACAGGGGGUGGCACCAUGAAGAAGAAAAGAACAAAGGAUAUUUUAAGCUCAUAAUAUUAAUAAUAAUAAUAAUAAUAAUAAUAAUAAUAACUGCUGUACCAUAACCCCCACCACCCUCUUGUAUAACCACGUAACUUUUAUUUGUUCUGUAUGGCAUUUUAAUUCUCUUUCAUUUUUUUUCUUUCGCUUUUAGUUGGUUGUGUAGUAGUUUAAAAGAAAAAAAAAAGGUUUGCUUGGUUUGUGAUCAUUUAAUUUUUUUUUUCCUACUUCUCUUCAUGUGAAUUUUUUUCUUUCAGCAUUUUGGAAAAGUGUAGUUUCUGUGUUUACUGGCCAUGUCUGAAUUACCUUUGGUACUAAUUGUUGUAAAGCUCCGAUUUUAUCGUGUCCUAUUUGCACAAAAACAGUUAACGAUCCAGCUUUACAGCUAUGAGAGAACGUUUUGAGCGGGGGGGAGAAAGGGGGGAAAAACACGGAAGAGUAAGUGAAUUUAAUCAAUCUUAGUAGCUGUUUUUAAUUCUUGUGAUGUCUCAUUGUCGAUCAUAAUUACCUAUUUUUGGGCAAUACAAAGAGGACUCCAAUAUUUUUAUGGUCCUUUUUUUUAUAAGUGUUGUUUUUGUCGUUUAGGGGAGAAAAAAAAGAGGAAAGAAAUGUAUACUAUGGCAUUUUUCAGAUGAAGACAUUGUGAAAUUCAGAUUUAAGAGUUAAAAAAAAAAAGUAACUGUAAAUAUUAUUCCAGUCAUUGCAUAUAACCUACUCAGAAAGGGGGAAGGGGGGGGGGGAGGGGGAGAAAAGUACAUAUUUUUCUGACCGUGUAUUAAAAAGAAAUUGUUCCAGGGUGUGAAUAAGCAAAAAGGAAAAUAUAGGUCUUAACAGAUUAUUAUUAUCUAGGUGUCGCGCAAAUACAGUAACAUACCCCGGUGAUGAAUCGGAUCUAUCGGAUAACUGUUUGUUUUUUUCUUUUUUUCUGCUUGCUGUGUAAAUACUCGAGCUGAAUAAUUUUCCAAGUGUCAUACCAGCAUAUUUACAAACCGGUGACUACAGGGCACUGCUCACGGUCGGAGAAACAUGACGUUUGGUGGAGGUUUUUUUUUUUUUUAUCUCCACGCUGGAGAUUCAAGCUUGAACUUUUGAGAAAGAACAAUGUUUCAAUCCAAAGCACACUGUAGGUAGUGUUAAAGAGAUUUUACUCUGUGUGACCUGACACUUUUAUACUCCUGACAAAGAAUGAAAAAAAAGGGGGGAAAAAAGAAGAAAAAAAAAAAAAGAUGACUAUGUUACUUGGUGUUGUUGUUUGUCCUGUACACUUGGUUCCACCUGAUUUUGGAACUCAGUAUCUGACCUGUACAUUACAGAUGGGCAUGUGCUGAUCAUUUGGUUAUACUGUUUCUCACAAUAUUGCCGUCGUGCAGGUUGCCAGUAAACGCGCUUACGCAGACUUUGGUCUGUUCAGGAGGUAACUUUGAGAACGUAAAGAUCUUCUAAGGGUGCUUAUUUUAGACAUAUGUUUGAGGGAGCAUAAACACGUUCUCGAAGAAAUCUGUGGCACGAGUAAAAAAAUUUUACUACGUUGUCACUUUAGAAAAAAAAUGAUGUUUUGCAGAUAAAUGGAAUCCUUGAGAGGGAUAUUAUGGUUUUAAUCGCGAUAUAAUUGAAUAUCAGCACAUGCCUGGUCACGGCUUGUUCUUUUUAAAUGAAUGGAGAAGGCAAACCUUUUAUACCAUACCUCAGUGCUGUGAGUUUAACAGUGGAAAUGUGUAGAAGAAAAAAAAGAAUUUUAAAAAUCGUAAUUUAUUUUAUCAGCGAGUUAACAGGCAAACCAUGCUGAGCUGAGUAUAAGGCUAAAUCAUUGCACUGUGACCAGUGGAAAAGCCCUCUGACCGCUUCCUUUUUGCACAUGUCGAAUGCUCCUUGACAGGGUUUCGUGUAUGAAGACUCCGUAUGAAUGUCACUGCGAGGCGAGCAAAAAGAAAAGCAGUCUCUAGGCCUCGGAGCUCAGAUCUCAUUUUCAUGGCCGUAGCUGGCAUCAAAUCAAAAGAAAAAAAAAAUCUAUAUAUUGUUGUAUUUUAGAAACAGCUGAUAGAAGACACUGAAUAUGUUCGUGCAGAGAACCAGAGCUGCUGUGCUGACUUUUUUUUUUUUUUUUUUUUUUUUUCUUUCUUGUAUAAAGGACAUGUUGGGUUUUGGUCAGAGAUAUAAUGUUUUAAUGAAAUGACUUUAAAGUGUGGCUUGUUGAAGGUGAUGAUUUGAUCGAUGUAUAUUUGUACAUUUGUCUCUUGUUUCCUGCUGCAAAUGUAUACUACAGUACAUUUUAUUUUUAGUUUGUUUUUGGUUCUUUUUAUUUUCGGUUUGACUUUUUUGUUUGUUUGUUUGUUUGUUUCAUUUUUUGAUGUACACCGACGCUCCGAAUAACCAGGUGAAGCAAAAUGCUGGAUGCUUUUUACACGAUCUGGAGAUACGAUCAAGUAAUAAUUUAAACAAACUGAAAAAAAAGAUGACUAUUGUAUUGUUCAAAUGUACAAGAAAAAAAAUGAAAUACAAAACUUAAAAAAAAAAAAAAGGAAAAAUGUUCCUUUACUGAUUUCAAUUUUGAAUCGCGGGGGGGGAAGGGGUUUUUCUAUCUCUCAUGUCUGUCGUUGUUGAUGUAGUAGUGAACAUAAUAAUUAUACUUCAGUGUACUGUGUACUCGGAUUCUCUCUCUCUCUCGUUUCCCAUCACCACACCCAAGCCUCAGUUCAUCACGCUAGUAAGCAGGCAUGUGCUGAAAUCCAUCUUUUAUAUAAAUAUAUAUAUAUAAAUAAUAUACACACAAAUUUAUUGUGGAUGCAUCAAAAUAAUGUAAUAUCUAUAUCUAGCGUAUUUUUUGAUCAUCAAUGCUUUUGUAAAAGUAAAAGAAUGUGAAUACAUUUGAAGGAAGCGAGCCGUCAGUCUAAAUGAUGAGUGAUUUUUUUUUUCCUCAACGUCUUCGCUUUUUUUUUUUUUUUUUUUUCACGAGAGUCUGGUAAUAAAUGAAAUGACGAAACAUGAAGCAAUUGCUGCAACAUGAAAGUCUUACCCAUCAGCACAUGCCUAGUAUCCAGUAGGGUGUUUAAAAAAAAAAAAAAAAGAAAAGAAAAAAAAUCCAUGUAUUGUAACAAUGUGCUGUCUCUGUAGUGCUGUCCGUGUACUGCUGUGUCACGUUCCCACCUUCUCUCUGUUUUUACUAAUUAAUAGAUGCUGUAUAGACUCAGUAGUUUGUAUUAGGAUCAAACUUUCUCAAACUUCAUCUUUUACCUGCUCCAUUUGCCCGCGUGGUUUCCGCCUAACACAAACUUUCAAAAACACACCUCUAUAAAAAAAUAAAUGCAAAAUGCAGGAGAAGUAAAAAUGUAAAAAUAAAAAUAACGCAUCACUUGGACCCAUACUACAGAUUGUUUUUCAGCAGGAUGCUGUCUUAGAUCCUAAUGCACAAGUCUUAGUUUGGGAUUGUAGUUAUAAUUAUGAAGAUUUUAAAUUGUAUAAUUAAGCAGGGAGAACUCAGUGGAAAGUUUAAUUUGGAAAAUGAAUCACGUAAUUAAUUAUAAUUACAGUACUAGUAAGAAAUUACCUGAUUUUGAUGUUUGUGCACUUUAGAAAGUGACACAAGCCUACGCCAUUAAACUAAACUUGUGCUUUUUUGUGUGUGUUGUACUGUAUAUACACUACUGCUCAAAAAAAAAAAAGAUUUGGGAUCACUUACAAAUUUUCUUUGUUUUUUUAAGAAAAACACAUUUUCAUGCGAUUCAUAAACAAUUUCAUCCAUUUUACAAACAAUUAAAGUUAGAAUUCUGACUGUAAUGAAGCGGCCAGCACGUUCUCCGGAUCCGAACCCUAUUGAGCCACUGUGGGAGCAGCCUGGCCGUACGGUACAGAGGAAGACUCCAUCAUCAAGCUGAUUCAUCUUGGGGGAGACGCUCCAGGACACAUGGGUAAUUGAUGCAAAAGGUGUGUGUUUUUUUUUUUUUUUAUGUUUUAAGUUUAAAUAACACCUUCAUUUCCAUCAAAAUCAUUAUUUCUAACUCUGACAAUGUCAGCAUGUCUUGUUCCUUUUUUUCCCUCUAUAUUUUUUUAUUCAGACUUAUUUUUUAUGUGUUUCCUUGAAAAACAAUAAAAUUCUAAAAAAUCCCCAAACUGAUCCCAAACUUUUGAGCAGUAGUGAAUAUAUAUUACAAACUCAAUUGAUGGUUUUAUGGAAUAUGUUACUACCUAGAACUCGACACACAGUGGACACGAGAAAAACGGAUAAAAUGGGAUUGUCUAAGCCGCGACAUACGUACACCCUAUAAAACUGUAGCCUGAUCAUUAUCCGUUAUGUUGCUUAGCAACCAAAGAUCACCUUUUCCAGACUACUUUGUGCGGCAAAAGAAUUGUUUACAGUAAUUUAUUAAACAAUGUAUUUUGGGAUCUGCAUAAGAACACCUUUAUCCCUGAUAAAAUCACCACCGCAUCCGCUCUUAUGGCUAUAUUUCAUAACAUGGGCCAAAGACUUAGUAAAUAUAGUGCAUAAAUUUAUUGUUGUUGUUCACUGAUUCAGUCUCAACCUAAGCACCUACAGGCAAGUGUGUAUCAAAAACGACAGGGAGAAUAAAUCGAUGUCACUGGUGUCAGUGUUGUCCUGAGAUUAUUCCUCCUCUCAAAUCAUUUUUGCUCAGUGGUGGUCCGUUCCUAUCGAUGCACAGGGUUGAGGAUCGCUGACAAACUGCACUGCAACAGAUAAUCUAUAUAAAGGGAUAUCAUAAACCUGAAAAAUAGGUGCUUAUUAAACAUGAUAAACUGGCUAGUAAGAGGACAAGAGUUUUUUUUUUUUCUUUCUAGGUAAAACAGUAUAAAAGGUGUACGCUUGGGGGAAAAAAACAGAUGCAGGAAAUAAUACAAGGUGGUAUAAACACAGCAGAGAUCUGAGAACAUCCCUUCUGGUCACCAGCCUAGGAAGCUCUGCAAACCAGUAUGGACAGAAAUAUCACCCUGGUUUCAGGAGCACACAGAUCAUUGUUGACUAAAAAGAUGGUUUUACACAGAUGAGUGCCGUUAUGAACAACUUAACCCAUCGUGAUAAACUUCAAAAAGAACCGUGAUUUCUGCCAUAUAUGUUAAACCAUCACAUCAACCAUCUUAACUUUAACUGUUAAACAGAAAGUUUUUUUUUAAACCAGUUUAUUAUUGAUUUUAGAUGAUGUGGCGCUGGGUUACAUUAGAGCAUUACAAAUGAAACUUGUGUUUUGAGUUGAAGCAGAAACUACCGUCCAAGCUGUCCUGUUCACACCUGCUGAAGUGGUAUAAAUUCAUUUCCAUCUUCUUGAACAUGUCAGCAAUUUAACAGAAAAUAAUAAUAGGUUACGGCGAAUAGGUGAACGCUUCUGCACCAGCUUCUUAUUAGUUUGUUUAUUUAUUUGCAUUUAGACCUGAAUGAAGUUUUAGUUAUUCCACUAGUGUAGAAGUCGAAACUUUUUUUUUUUUAACUCCUGUUUGAAACAUACUCUCUUAUUACUAUUAUUUUUUUCCAUCUCCCCCAUUUUUUACUAAACCGAUUGUUCGUCGCAAAUCAUUGAGAACACCGCAGGCUUCAAUUUAGGCAAUUAUGGAAUCUGAUUCUACAUAACGGGAUGAAGUGUUGACGGUUAACCAGUGAGCAAGUCUUUUUUUUUUUUUUUUUUUUUUUUUUGAGUGGCCCCAACUGGAUUACAUAUUUUUUUUAAGUCUGAAAAGUAGGCAUGUGCUGAUUCAUCUCCUUUUUUUUUUUCUUCCGUAUUUUAAAUGAAAAUGCAAUGCUACAAUUCUGUUUAUUCAUUUAAAAGACUUAUUUAUCAUUGUAGGAAAAUGUGAUAUUGACACGUGCCAAGUACUAAAGCGAGCAUAUCCUGCUGUCACAGCUGUACAGUCACAGCCCACACACUUCAGGCUUCCUCUUCACUUUGCGAUCUCCUUGAAGAAAAGAAAGCCUUUUCUUUCCCUUCCUCCUGCCUUGACACAUGCCUGUGUUCAGAUGUUAACAACAUUUUAACAGCAAGAAACUGACAUCUGAAAGCAUCUUUCAGGUCCUCUUGUACGGCUUGCUCAAGCCCUGGUGUUUAAAAAUAAAUAAUAAAUAAAUACAAAAAAUAAAAAUUUAAAAAAAGCUUAAAAAAUCAUAACAUUUAUGGGGUGGGGUUAUCUCAUGCCUCAGAUGUAAAAAGUCUACUUUUAUAUUUGUAUUUUCAAAUAUUAAUAAUAUGAAGAAUAAAAAAAGAUGUUUCUGAAAGGUUAAGAAAUAAAUGUGU
This is a messenger RNA of Clarias gariepinus (North African catfish), 7872 nucleotides long. RefSeq names its product musashi RNA-binding protein 2a (gene msi2a). The coding region runs from base 236 to 1462 and encodes 408 amino acids. Gene Ontology annotation, molecular function: RNA binding. The record is from RefSeq and is a predicted model, not a curated record. The transcript is spliced from 15 exons. NCBI's taxonomy places the organism in Eukaryota, Metazoa, Chordata, Actinopteri, Siluriformes, Clariidae. Gene Ontology annotation, cellular component: cytoplasm.